AUGUAUGGGUCGUGGGAUGCUGCGCUACCAAUGUUCGAAGUUGAACGCAUGGAAUGUGUUCUGCUGGAAGAACUCACAGAAGACGAAAAGGUCAGUAUUUUAGCUGAGUAUGCCAAACACAAGGAGACCAAGACCAGUGGUGUCCACAUUUCGGCUAAAGCAAAGGUUAACAAUGUCACUCACACCCUCAAGGCUGUUGAAAAUGAGGCAAGUGGUUAUAAUAGAAUCUGUGCUCUCACCAACUUACAGGCCCAUACAGGCGUAGAGACUAUUCUCUAUACGAUGUGUGGUUCUACAGAUUGCCCACUCUGUGGUGUCAUCUUCACGACCGAAGGUGUCAGCGAUUUUAUGAGUACUGUGAUGAACAUUGACAAUCAAGACCUGGUUGGUAAGAUGGAGGGGUUUGCUGUGCAAGGCAUGCAAGGUGCUGCAAAAAACCAUCAAAAAUGUAGUUCAGCAAUUAUGGGGAGAUCACUAAGGAUCCAGAGGCGAGGAUGCACUGGGCAAACUACUGGCGUAACAGUGGUUCAGCGGUACCUUGUCAUUAUUGAAGGUUGGCUGGACAACAUACCAUUUGUCAACCUCAGCAGUGUCUCCAGCGCUCUCCCAGACCUGGAAAUGCUCUUGCGUAAAUGGGAGUCCCAUGCCAUCCACUGGAGGCGCCUCGAUGAAGAUGAGUAUCAAGCUCUUCUUGAAGAGCGCAAUAAGAAGCUGGAGAGUGGCAAAGUUGCCAAAGAACGCUGCCAGGACUCGUUCCGACAAGGGGAAGAAGGCAAGAAGACCUAUAAGAGUGCUGAAAUGGUUGUAAGCGAUGACGAAGAUGAAACGGCACCAGCUACUGCCUCCACUGGUGUCCCUCAUACCGGCUUAAACACAAUGGCAUCAAGGCCUGCUACUGCCUCCACUGAUGCCCCUUAUACAGGUUCUCCCAAUGAGCUUGCAACUGCCAGUCUCUUUGCUAAUGGAUCCUUGGACAACAUGAUGUUCGGCACACCUGACUUAUCAACUACUGGCGGUCUAGACUUCAACAAUGUUAUGGCGGGCAUCGGGUUUGACAUGAAUUACGAACAAUAUGGAUUUUGGAAUGAUGGCUGGCGCUGA
Molecule: messenger RNA, 1101 nt
Organism: Suillus subalutaceus
Lineage: Eukaryota; Fungi; Basidiomycota; Agaricomycetes; Boletales; Suillaceae
Exons: 6
Coding region: 1-1101 (366 amino acids)
Source: RefSeq, a predicted model, not a curated record